GAGAGAGAGAGCGAGCCCCAUUCGUCAUUCGUUCGCGGGCAACGAGGGAACACCCAGCUUGCUUCUUGGCGUGUGUCGUGUCAUUUGGAAGUCAACUUGUUCGAGACAUGUUCCUCACGAGAGAAAUGCGGUGUUUGUUUUUCUUUCUUGUGGUGGCAGCGUCGUGGCUCCCGGACGGCUGUUGGGCUGACGAAGAAGGCGCUGCAGUCGACGUCGGGGACCAGGAGGACGAGGGGGAGAACGGAGCCGACGAGGCCGAGGUGUGCGAGCCUGCCUUGGCCGAUGAGUGCUUUGACGACGUCCUCGAAAACAUCCUGUGCCACGUUUUGUCUCCUGUGGGACGCAACUGCACCAUGAGGAACGCCAGGGAUCUGUGUGUCGGCUUCGACGACGCCCUGAACUGCACCUCCGGCAUCAUCGACUCGUCCUGCAGUGAGAAGGAAGGUCGACUCACCUUCGACACUUGGCUCAUCGGCUUGAGGGCCGUGGAGCUCGACCUGUGUCAGGGGGAGGUACUGGAGCCUAUACAGACUCUUCUGGAUAACACAAGGUGCUGGAAUUUCAAAAAAUUUAUCACUUGCAUUGAGACUGAGGCGAACGUCACGCAUGUGUCCGAUCUCCUGACCACCGACCUCGAUGCUUAUGAAUGCAACCGUCUCCAGUUGGCAGUAGGUGUUUGCAACGCUAAGGCGGAAAAGAAUAGGUGGGUCUGCAAAGACAAGGCGGAGGUGUUGCACAGGGCUCUCGCAGUGUUCUUCUCUGCCACUAACUGCGGGGCGCUGACUUCUGCUUGCCGGAGCUUGAAAGUGGGAGGAACGACCGGGGCGACGGUGCUCUCGACGCUGGUGGUGAUGGCGGUGCUCCUCGCUCUCCUGGGCAUCUUGCUGGUGAGGAAGGGAGUCCUGGCUCUCAACAGCACGAGGAGACGACAUGAGGAUACGCUCGACUCUGACGGCCCGCAGGAAGACUACAGCAGACUCACUUAGGGGCGUCCGUGUGUGUGUGUACGUGUUUUUU
Penaeus indicus is the source of this 1017-nucleotide messenger RNA. RefSeq lists its product as uncharacterized. The coding region runs from base 108 to 986 and encodes 292 amino acids. The record is from RefSeq and is a predicted model, not a curated record. NCBI's taxonomy places the organism in Eukaryota, Metazoa, Arthropoda, Malacostraca, Decapoda, Penaeidae. The transcript has 6 exons.